Molecule: messenger RNA, 1308 nt
Organism: Aphidius gifuensis
Lineage: Eukaryota; Metazoa; Arthropoda; Insecta; Hymenoptera; Braconidae
Product: lysophospholipase D GDPD1-like
Exons: 7
Coding region: 367-1308 (313 amino acids)
Biological process (GO): glycerophospholipid catabolic process
Cellular component (GO): endoplasmic reticulum membrane
Molecular function (GO): phosphoric diester hydrolase activity; phosphatidylcholine lysophospholipase A1 activity
Source: RefSeq, a predicted model, not a curated record
ACGCUUAACCCCUUUUAAUAUUUCCAUCAAAAAUAUUCUACGCAGACGCGAAUUUUACAAUUGCAAUAUCAUAUAUUUAUUCAAUGUUUUUCAAUAGACACCAUCUGUCAGUGUAAAUUAAAAAUAAAAAUAAUAUACAAUUAUAUUUUUCAAUUAAAAAAAAUCAUAUAUUAUUUUAAAAACCAAAUAAAUUAAAAAUCAUUUAACAAUGAUAAAUAAUAUUAAAAAUAUUAUUAACUAUUUAUUUAUCAUUAUUAUUCACGGUUAAAUAAACAUUAAUUAUUAUUAUUUAUCAUCCAGGUGACUUGCCAAGUCAAACAGUAUAUAAUCACAAAUAAAUCAAUCAAUUUAAAAAUUAAUUUCAAAAUGAUUUUUUAUACAAUAAUUGGAAGUUAUGUAUUAACAUCAGUACUUUUAUUUAAAUAUCCAAUGUUAAUACAUAAAAAAAAACGUGUUAAAUUUACUUGUCAACAUAUAAGUCAUCGUGGAGGAGCUGGUGAAAAUUAUGAAAAUACAAUGAAUGCAUUUAAAAGAGCUGUUAAAAUUGGUACCCAAAUGUUGGAAUUAGAUUGUCAUUUAACAAAAGAUGGUGAAGUUGUUGUUUCACAUGAUCAAAAUUUAUUACGUUGUACUGGUGUUAAUAAAAAUAUUUGUGAUGUUAAUUAUAAUCAAUUACCAUUGAUUAAAUCAUCAUUACCAAUUGAUUUUGAUCCAGAUGUUAUUUAUGUUGGAUCAGAUAAUGAAGAUGAUAGAAAAUUUCCAUUAUUAAAAGAUGUAUUUGAAACAUUUCCAGAUAUGCCAAUUAAUAUUGACAUUAAAAUAAAUGAUGAUUUGUUAAUUCAAAAAGUAUCUGAUUUAAUUAAAAUAUAUAAACGUGAAAAUCUCACUGUUUGGGGUAAUUUUAGUGAUGAAAUUACUAGAAAAUGUUAUAAAGCUAAUCCAGAUGUUCAUCUUUUAUUUUCUAUGAAAAGAGUUGCAAUACUUGUUUUUUUAAUGUACUCUGGAUUAUUGCCAUUUGUUCCACUAAAAGAAACUCAUUUGGAAAUUUUUUUACCAUCAAUUUAUCUCAGGAAAAAAACCAACACAGUGUACAAUUAUUUAAUGAAGAAAUUAUUUUGUAAAAUUAUUAAUUUGUUGUUAAUUAGAAAAUGUUUGUUUGAUCAUUUACAAGCUCGUGGAAUUCAUGUUUAUUUUUGGGUUUUAAAUAGAGAUGAAGAAUUUAGCCAAGCAUUUAAUCUUGGUGCAACUGGAGUCAUGACUGAUUAUCCAACAAAAUUAAAAUCUUAUUUACAAAAUAAAAAAAUUUAA